AUGGAGACGGGCGAGCGCGGCCGCGGCGGGGCUGUCAGCGCGCGCGGCGGCGGCGCGGCGGCGGCGGGGGUCCGCGGGCGGAAGGAGGCGGCCGGCGCCGGGACCCUCGCGGCGGCAGACAUGGACUCGCCGUGCGAUUGUGCCGCCGGCACGCCGGCCUCCGAGCCGCCGUCGGGGAAGAUCAACAAAGCCGCCUUCAAAUUAUUCAAGAAGAGGAAAUCGGGCGGCACCAUGCCCAGCAUAUUCGGGGUCAAAAACAAAGGGGACGGGAAAGGCGCGGGUCCGCCGCCGGGCAUGGUGAGGAGCCGGACCCACGACGGCCUGGCCGAGGUGGCGGUGCUGGAGGGCGGCCGGAAGGAGGAGCCGCGCGGCGGGGUGGACGGCGGCGGCGGCGGCGGAGGGGGCGACGGCGGCGGGGGCCGGCCGACCCCCGCGCCCCCCAGGGCGGCCGGGCCCGGCGCGGGCUCGCUGGCCGGCGGCUCGGUGGCCAAGUCGCACAGCUUCUUCUCCCUCUUGAAGAAGAACGGGCGGCCGGAGCACGGCCGAGGGGACGCGGCGGACGCCGGCAAGGCUGGCGGCAAACAAAAGAGGGGGCUGCGAGGGCUCUUCAGCGGCGUGCGCUGGCACAGGAAGGACAAGCGCGCCAAGGAGGGGGCGCGCGCGGGGGGCCCGGGCCUGGCCCCGCCGGGGUCGCUCACCGCCAGCCUGGAGUGCGUCGCGGAGGAAGCGCCCCGAGCCGCGCGCGCGCCGGACAGCCCGCGCGGGGACGCGCCGCCGGAGCCAGCAGGCUGUGGAGAUAUUAUUGCAGACCAGGAGGACGAGGCAGGCCCCAGCUGUGACAAGCAUGCCCCCGGGACAGGCAAGCCGGUGGCCUCUAAAAAGAACCCCAGCGUGGUGGCCUACCAAGGAGGCGGGGAGGAGAUGGCGAGCCCGGAUGGGGUGGACGACACCUGUCUCCAGGAAUUCUGGGACAUGCUCUCCCAGACGGAGGACCAAGGACAGGGGCCCCAGGAGGGGCUGGCUAAGGCCGCCGCCGCAGCCCUGGACGCCAAGGCGGCUCCCGAGGUCUCCAAAGACGCCAGGGGGGAAGUUGCCAAGGAAGUGUCUUCGGUCAAGCGCAGGAGGCUCAACCGCAUUCCCAUCGAGUCCCACCCCAAGGAGGAGCCUAAGCACCUGCAGAAGGAGCAGCAAGAAGGGGUCCCCAACAGUGACGAGGGCUACUGGGAUUCCACCACUCCAGGCCCCGAGGAGGACGGCACGGGCAGCAGCGGCGGGAAGAAGGCGGCCAUCCCCAGGGACAGCUACAGCGGCGACGCGCUCUACGACCUCUACGCGGACCCAGAUGGAAGCCCAGCAGCCCCUCCUGCCAACGAGGAGGCGUCCAGUGUGUCCAGGUUAAAGCCCGUGUCUCCGGGCACCAUCACCUGCCCACUGCGGACACCAGGCAGUUUGCUGAAGGACUCUAAGAUCCCGAUCAGCGUCAAGCAUCUCGCCAACCUCCCAUCCAGCCAUCCUGUGGCGCACCAGCAACCGGCCAGGAGCGAGGUGCCCAGAACAAAAAUCCCCGUGUCCAAAGUGCUCGUCCGCAGGGUCAGCAACCGAGGGGUGGCUGGGACCACAAUCCGGGCAGCAGUGAGCCACGACAGUGCCAAAAAGUUGUGA
This is a messenger RNA of Pipistrellus nathusii (Nathusius's pipistrelle), 1662 nucleotides long. NCBI's taxonomy places the organism in Eukaryota, Metazoa, Chordata, Mammalia, Chiroptera, Vespertilionidae. The record is from the annotation of a GenBank genome assembly.